UUAUGCUUAGAUCGUUAUAUUAAUGUUUGCGUCGUCAAUUCCAUGCUCGUAUCACAGUUAUUCGAAAUUCUUGUGAACUAACCGAGACUUUGCGUUAUCUGAUAUCUAAACCAUCUUGCGCACGUGAUCACGUUUCUGGUCUCUCAAUCUAUAAGUUCCUAACGUUUGUUAGAAUUUUGCAAUAAAUCGUCUUAUGAUAUUAGAGUUUCUUGAGUAACAUUUCUUUAUAAACGUAACGAUUUUCCCGCCAAUUCUAUUUUGUCAUUAGUCGCAGCCGUGACCGUUAAAGCAACACGUGCACGUGAUUCCCUCAAGUGAUUAUAAGAAACGAAAUGGAGACGAAAGAAAUAGUCGAUUUAAAAGAAUUAGCAGUGGAAUUGUAUGAUAUUCAGGCCGUGAAAUUCGGAGAAUUUAAGACAAAAAUUGGCCUAACAACACCAAUAUAUUUUGACUUGCGGAUGAUAAUUUCUUAUCCUAAAUUGAUGUUAAAGUUAGCGAAAGCUCUGUGGACACUACUGGACGAUCCUACAAAAGUAUCCCGAAUCUGUGGCAUUCCAUACACUGCACUGCCAUUAGCCACCUUGAUAUCGGCGCUGGAGGGAGUCCCCAUGUUAAUGAAGAGAAAAGAGGCAAAGUCAUAUGGUACAAAGAAAUUAAUUGAGGGUGCCUUCUUGCCUGGCGACACCUGCGUGAUCAUUGAGGAUAUUAUCACAAGUGGUAGCAGUGUCCUAGAGACUGUCGAUGUGUUGAAGAAGGAAAAUCUGAACGUGACAGAGGCUUAUGUGAUCAUCGAUAGGGAGCAGGGUGGCAGAAAGAAUCUCGAGAAUCAUGGAAUCAAAGUCAAAAGUCUGUUUGUGAUAACGGAAUUUAUGAAAUACCUCCUCAAAGCUGGCAAGGUUACGCCUGAAUUAGUCAAGAAUGUUAACAAUUACUUGGCAAUGAAUCAAGCACCAAGCAUUUCCAUGCAAGGCGUGCCAGACGACAGAUUGAAGUUGUCAUAUGGUAAACGCGCCAAGUUAACAACAAAUCCGUUGACUUCGAAGCUACUGAAACUAAUGGAAUCAAAGCGAACAAAUCUCUGUUUGGCAGCCGAUUUGAAGGAAAUGGAUGCGAUUUUGGAAUUAGCGGACGUGGCGGGGCCUCAUAUCGCAGUCUUGAAGACUCAUGUAGAUAUUAUAGACAAUUUUAACGAAACCUUCAUUCUUCGGCUUAAAGAACUAGCGAAGCAGCACAAAUUUUUAUUGAUGGAGGACCGUAAGUUUGGCGACAUUGGCAACACGGUAUCCUUGCAGUACAGGCAUGGCUUGUACAGGAUCGCCGAAUGGGCUGAUUUAAUCACAGCUCAUUCGGUACCGGGUGCAUCUACCAUUGACGCGUUGAAGAAAGCUUUGGAGAACAUCACUGAACCCCGCGGUAUUUUUCUGGUUGCCGAGAUGUCGUGCAAAGAUGCAUUAACCACCGGUGACUAUGUCAAGAGAACAGUCUCGAUAGCAGAGGAAGCUUCCGAUCUGGUGGUAGGUCUAGUGUGCCAAUCCAAUCUCUUGGCGCAACCCGGACUGCUGCAAUUAACACCCGGUGUCAAACUAUCUAAAAGUGAUGACGGUCUAGGUCAGCAAUACAACAAUCCGCAAUCGGUUAUUAAUGCAGGUGCCGAUUUAGCAGUCGUUGGUAGAGGUAUCACGGAAUCGCCUCACGGUUAUCUAAAGGCCACUUUAGAAUAUAAAAGAGAACUUUGGAAAGCGUACGAAGAACGAAUAGACACAUUCAAAACGUGAUACUAUUAAGUGAUAAUUUAAGUGAUAUAUACUUUACAAAUUAUUUUUAUACGAUUUUAUCUCCUGUUCCAGUUAGAGCUGUACAGUUGUUUUUCUUUUUUUUUUUGUAAAUGUUACAUUCCGUUACUAAUAUUGCUAUAAUACUUUAGAUAACAGAUUUUUAAUUCAGUUUUCACAAUUUUGUUGACAGAGUAAAAAUAUAAAUUAUAUAUUAGACACAUAAAAUUAUAUUAUGUUUUCAAAUUUUUUUAAAAAUACAAUGUAUUAAAGUGUGGUGAUCAUAGGAGUUGUGUAACUGCCCUCUGUGCCAAAAAUUCAGAUUCCAAUUUCUAAUUAUCUGAUUUUAAUAAAAUUUUAUGGGUAUGUAGUAUUCACUCAAACAUUUACUACAAUAAAAUCGGAAGUUGCGAUAUUUUGACAUUUUCGAGAAAAUAACAAUUAAAUAUUUCCAGCACUUAUAAUACCGUUACGGAAGAAAUUUUGGUCAUUACAGUAUUUGCUGUGUUUUUAUAAAAGCUGAAUUUUAGUUACUGGUAACAGAAAUUUUUACAUGUGUAUACUAUAUUUACAUAAUUUGAGAAGUAUGGUACAUAUUAAUUUUUUAAUUUUAGUCUAACUUGAAGGCCUUAAAUGUGAAUUUCGAAUAAUAGAGGAAAAGAGGGUAAUAUGACACCUAUUUUAUAUUUUAAUAUAUUGUAAAUAUCAAUUUUUCUUUAAUAUUUCAAUAUUUAUUGCGUUUUUGUCUAUGUAAAUUGACAAUUACGCGUAUUCUUUAUUUGCAACUGUUGUGGAGUAAGCCUUUAUAAAAAAGAAAAAAAAAGAUUUGAAAUAAUUUGCUCACAAGGAAACAGAUAAAUGACUUCCUGCCUUAUUAAAUGUGCGGAAACCGCGACAAUCGUGAAUGCAAAAUGUAAUUGUGCUGUGAGAUGUUAAAAAUACGAGAACGAUGUGGUGGACACUGUGGUGUUCGGCCACGUCUACCAGUAAUAAAAUUAUAUGCUCUGUGUGUAAGCCGAUUAGGUCUACACAUAUCUAACGAAACCUUAUGUUCAUUUGAAAGAUGUGCCAGCAGAAAUAAAUAUAUUAUUGCAUAA
Messenger RNA from Solenopsis invicta (red fire ant), 2869 nucleotides. RefSeq names its product uridine 5'-monophosphate synthase. Gene Ontology annotation, molecular function: orotidine-5'-phosphate decarboxylase activity; orotate phosphoribosyltransferase activity. The record is from RefSeq and is a predicted model, not a curated record. Gene Ontology annotation, biological process: 'de novo' UMP biosynthetic process; 'de novo' pyrimidine nucleobase biosynthetic process. The coding region runs from base 333 to 1775 and encodes 480 amino acids. The transcript has 4 exons. Lineage: Eukaryota; Metazoa; Arthropoda; Insecta; Hymenoptera; Formicidae.